Messenger RNA from Argiope bruennichi, 2321 nucleotides. RefSeq lists its product as uncharacterized. The transcript is spliced from 2 exons. The record is from RefSeq and is a predicted model, not a curated record. NCBI's taxonomy places the organism in Eukaryota, Metazoa, Arthropoda, Arachnida, Araneae, Araneidae. The coding region runs from base 527 to 1798 and encodes 423 amino acids.
UUGACGAGUGCGUUAGGUUCAGGUUCCUUAGAUUUUCUCGGCAUAUCAUACCUUGGAUUUUUAAAAUUUUUCCAGUGAAAUCAAACACACGAUUUUUUUGAAUGGAAAAAGAGUCUUUCGCAUUUCUUUUGCCUCGUUUCUUGACUAUUUUAAUAUAAUUAAAUUUUUGACUCCUCUUCGUCUUCUCCGGAUCAUCUCCCUCCUCAGUUGCCCGCCAUUGCCUGUUGCCCAUAGCAACGGAGAAGAAGGACGCCAUUAAUUUGCAGCUCGACUUCAACUGUGCUACGGGGUCAACGUUUUGCUGUUCGGAACAAAAUUCAAAAAUAAAGAACUUUUGCAAUUUAUUUCGUUUGCAACGUGGAUUCCAUUCCGACUCAGAUUCCAUUUAACAAAUUUUACCGAGUCUUGUUUUUUGUAAAGCAUCUUGCUUACUUAAACACCCUUUUGCAAAGAAAUGUUUGAUUUUCAUCUAACGUACAGAGACAGACUAACUUAAAUCUGCUAAUUAUACAUAGGAAAACAUAUCAUGGCUUUGAUUUUUAUACCAUCUCUACAGCAUAUAGCUGCUGUUAAAGUGGCAUUAGCUGUCUAUAAUGACGACAUUGAACACUUCCUUGACGAAUUUAUUGAGACAGAAGAUAUAUUCAAUUAUGGUAAUUCAUUUCGGAUCAGUGAGUGUCAAACAGCAAAAAUAAAAGAAAGAAAAAAUGAAAUUGGGCAGAAAUUAUCCACGCUCCUUCCAAAACUACUCACAAACCCAGUCGGGAACAUCCUUCAACCAAUAGUUGCUGAAAUCUUUUACUGGGUUCGAGACCAUUAUCAUGUCAUUAAAUACAUUCAUAAGAGGCAUAUCAUGAAUAAUUUACGUUGGAAAUCCGAAGGAACAAUUGACAGAAUAAAAACUUCGAAGCAACUCAUUCGAAACGAAAAUAUCGAUAUCAGAGUGCGUUUUAUUUUUGCCUGCCUUUACUUUUACGAGCAAGAUGUUUUGGAAUUAUGGCAAAGUAUGACAGCGGAAGGAAGGGAAAGCAUUCAUCGCAUCGACUGUAACCUUGCUGUCAGAUUUUGGGUGAAAUGGCUGAGAAAUAGAGCUGUUUCCCCUUGGGCACAAUGGAUUCCAGAUUACUUAAAUUUUCAGUACGGAGAACUAAUAACUUCUGGCUCUAACCACGGAUGUAGACGCAUAAGAAUAAGCUCAUUUUACAUUGAAUUGAGCAGUGUGAAUAAAAAGAAAUUCUUACAUAGUAUGUGGCCUCGCCAUGCACAUAUUGAUGAUUUGCGUAUAUGUUACUAUUUAACUGAUGAGACUGAACGUGACAAGAUCUUUCACAAUCCAGGCUGUGUCUUUGAAUCCAAAACAAAAGACCUCCUCUGUUUCUAUUUGGAUUGGCCGUUUCAAACCAUUUUCCUAGAUGUGGUAAACCAGAUGUGGGACCAUUUAACACCUGACUGUUUUGAACAUCUCUUGCGUUUUAUAGUAUGUCAGAAACUUUUGCAAUCUAUGGAAGAUUUUGAUUACCUGAGUGGUUUUAAGAAAUUGUGGAAUCGGACACCCAAUAGUUACAAAGAACAAAUUCGGAAGAGAAGAGCUUUCCUUGUCUUUAAGGAAGUGCUGAAUUAUGAUGAAAAUACAAGCUAUUUGCCACUUGAGGAAAAACUGCACUUCUGUAAAGAUUUUGUGCACAGACAAUGCAAAAAACGUGACCCUGAAACAGAGUCCAUUCGCUUAAUUUUUUACCUUUCUCUACUUCCAGUUUUUUUUCUCCUUUUCAUGAUGAACCCGAAUUUAUAUUGUUAAUUUUUUAAUUUUUAAUUUUUUGUAGCAUUUUUAUGUUUCAGAUUUAUAUCGCUAUUCCACCUCAAAAGUGUUGUCCUAUUUUAUAAUUUGGAACUAAAACAAUAUCAUUUCAUUGAAUCGUCCGAUUCUAUCUGUAAAAAAUGCUAUAAUUCUUUUUAAAAACCUCUUUGGUUGACUAAUGUCAUCCUCUGAUAAGCAAUUUUCCAAUCCAAUGAUAAGCAUCCUCUUCUAAGCAAUUUUCCAAUCCAAUGAUGAGCAUCCUCAAUAAGCAACCUCUUCUAAGCAAUUUUCCAGUCCAAUGAUGAGCAUCCUCAAUAAGCAACCUCUUCUAAGCAAUUUUCCAAUCCAAUGAUAAGCAUCCUCUUCUAAGCAAUUUUCCAAUCCAAUAAUGAGCAUCCUCUUCUAAGCAAUUUUUAUUCUUUACUAAGUUGAAUGUUCUAUUUCCAAUGCAUUCUUAUAUUUAUUUUUUGUUAUAUUUCUAAUAUUACUUUUUAUGUUUGGCUUGGAUAUUAUUUGUCUCCCA